Molecule: messenger RNA, 363 nt
Organism: Cylicostephanus goldi
Lineage: Eukaryota; Metazoa; Nematoda; Chromadorea; Rhabditida; Strongylidae
Source: the annotation of a GenBank genome assembly
AUGUUGACAGGACCGGCCAGAGGUUUCGACGCUGAGGUGAUCGACCACUAUGGGCCACUAGAUGACGCAGUACCAAAGCUUCACCCUGCCACCUGCCUGGGACAGCUGCGAGAAGCAGCUUCAAACACAUUACGACUACCCACUUUCUGCCUACGGGAAAAGAGGAAGAAAGCCGCGACCGAACCACCAGGAACUGAAGGAGAGCCGGACGCCAAAAGGAGGAAAAUGAGGAAGCCGGAACUAAUGUAUACCCGCGACCCGAGGAUGCAACGACGACAGCAAGCCCCGCACAUGAAGCAAGGAGGUCAGCACUACCAUAGACGAGUCUCCGGAGGUGACUCUCCGUCGACGAGCGGCGUGUAA